Messenger RNA from Salvia hispanica, 2470 nucleotides. Its product is annotated as putative receptor protein kinase ZmPK1. NCBI's taxonomy places the organism in Eukaryota, Viridiplantae, Streptophyta, Magnoliopsida, Lamiales, Lamiaceae. The record is from RefSeq and is a predicted model, not a curated record. Gene Ontology annotation, molecular function: protein serine/threonine kinase activity; ATP binding. Gene Ontology annotation, biological process: recognition of pollen; protein phosphorylation.
AUGAGAGGCUUCAUCAUAAUCAUCCCAAUCUUACUCUAUCUAUCCACAUUCACAACAGCAGCCACAAACUCCCGACUCGUUCUGAACCGCGGUGAUUCCAUAACCGUCGGCAAAGAAUCAGAGUUCCUGACCUCCCCCGACGCCACCUUCACCCUCGGCUUCUACAACCUCGGCACCAACGCCCACUGGCUUGCCAUAUGGUUCACCAACUCCGCCGACAAGACCGUCGUCUGGACUGCCAACCGCAACCGCCCCGUCAACCGCAAGGGCUCCAAAGCCACCCUCCUUCGCGACGGCACCCUGGUGUUAACCGACGUCGACGGCGCCGUCGCAUGGCAAACCAACACCACUUCCUUCGACGUCGCCGCCGCUCAUCUCCUCAACACAGGCAAUCUUGUGUUACGGAAUCAAAAAGGAGACAUUCUAUGGCAGAGCUUCGACUCUCCCAUGGACACUCUCCUGCCUUCUCAGCCAUUCACCAAGAAUACUAGGCUCACAUCCAUCUUAAGUAAAGCAAGCUUCGCCACUGGCUUUUUCAAUCUCUACUUCGGAAGCGACAACGUUUUGAGACUGAUCUCCGACACCCCGGACACCUCCACCUCCUACUGGCCUAAUCCGGAUUUCGACAUCUACAAAAACGGUAGAACCAACUAUAACAGCAGCAGGAUUGCAGUGCUAGAUGAUCACGGCCGCUUCCUCUCUAGCGAUAUGUUACAGUUCAACGCUUCCGACGUAGGCCCGGGCGUUAAGCGGAGGCUUACCAUGGACCACGAUGGCAACCUUCGGAUCUACAGUUUGAACGCCUCCACGGGCUUAUGGUCCGUCACGUGGCGGGCGCUGUCCCAGCCCUGCGACAUGAUGGGCGUGUGCGGGAAGAACACGAUCUGCGUGUACGCGCCCCUCCUGCCCAAGUGCACGUGCCCACCGGGCUACAUUAUGGAAGACGACACCAACUGGAACACCGGAUGCAAACCGGCAUUCAAUCUAACCCUGCUGCAGUCCACACGAGUUACCUUCCUGCAAAUUCGUUACGCGGAUUUCUAUGGAUUCGAUUUCAGCAUCCCCAGCCCCGUCACGUUGGAGACGUGCACGAGCAUGUGUUUGGAGGAUUUCCGGUGCAUAGCCUUCGGCUACCGUUUGGAAGGAUAUGGGCAAUGUUUUCUCAAAAGCGCAAUGCUCAACGGCUACGCGACGCCCGAUUUUCCGGGUAGUAUAUACAUCAAACUGCCCAACACUUUGGCGCCAUCUAAGCCUAAUAUAUUCCAUGCCUCGAGCCUGAGGUGUGGCUCGGAUGAGAGAGAAGAACUCUUAGGUUCCUCUUCAAUGUAUGAUUUCAGUGGCAGGACGGUUAAAUGGGUGUAUAUGUAUUCAUUUGCAGCAGCACUGGGGGCUAUAGAGGUGAUGUUCGUACUCCUAGGAUGGUGGUUUCUCAUCCGAAUCCAUGGGAUCCCAGCCUCGGUACAGGCAGGGUGCAACAUGAUCUCGAGCCAGUUCCGGCAGUACACCUACUCGGAGCUGAAGAAGGCAACCAAGAAUUUCACAGAGGAGUUGGGGCGAGGGGGAUCGGGAACCGUCUACAAAGGCGUCCUCUCCGACGACCGGGUGGUGGCGGUGAAGAAACUAGGAGACGUUUUUCAAGCUCAGGAAGAGUACUUCGCAGAGAUAAGCACGAUAGGAAAGAUCAAUCACAUGAAUUUGGUGAGAAUAUGGGGAUUCUGCUCGGAGAGGAGGCAUCGCCUCCUCGUCUACGAGUACUUGGACAACUUGUCGUUGGACAGGCAUGUUUUCGGCUCGAGCUUCCUUUCAUGGAAACAGAGAUAUGUUGUUGCAUUAGGAACGGCCAAAGGGUUGGCGUACUUACAUCACGAGUGUUUAGAGUGGGUGAUCCACUGCGACGUGAAGCCAGAGAAUAUACUUCUGGAUAGUGAUUUCCAGCCCAAGAUUGCGGAUUUUGGGCUGGCGAAGCUGCUGCAGAGGGAGGGGGAUGGGUCGGAAUUCACGAGGAUACGAGGGACAAAGGGGUACAUGGCGCCAGAGUGGGCGCUGAGCCUUCCCAUCACCUCCAAAGUGGACGUGUUUGGGUACGGGGUGGUGGUGCUGGAGAUGGUGAGGGGGGUGAGGUUGUGUAAUUGGAGGGACGGGGAUGGUGACGGGGGUGGGGCACUUGCCAGCUUUGUGAGGAGAUGGAGAGGGGAGGUGGAGGGGGUGGUGGAUGGGAGAUUGGAUGGGCGGUUUGGGCGGCGGCAGGCGACAGCGUUGAUUCAGGUGGGGCUUGCCUGCGUGGAGGAGGAUAGAAAUAAGCGGCCGACCAUGGCGACUGUGGUGCAAAGUUUGAUGGCAUGUGAAUAUGAAGAAGAUUGAGUUUCUUUUUCUUCUUUUUAUGUUUUGGACACCUCAUUCAUUGUUCUUGUUCUAAUGUCAUUCCGAUAUAAAAUACAAUUAAAUCACGAAUAAUAAAGAAGAUUAUGGA